AUGUUUGUCAGAUGUGGCAAAGCCUUUAUCAAUAUUGGAGACCUCAAUCGACAUAAACAAAUUCAUACAGGAGAGAAACCAUACAAAUGUGAGGAAUGUGGCAAAGCCUUUACCCAGAGCACACACCUUACUCAACAUAAAAGAAUUCAUACUGGAGAGAAAUCCUACAAAUGUGAGGAAUGUGGCAAAGCCUUUACCUGGUGCUCAACACUUACUCUUCAUAAAAGAAAUCAUAGUGGAGAGAAACCCUACAAAUGUGAAGAAUGUGGCAAAGCCUUUACCCACAGCACACACCUUACUGAACAUAAAAGAAUUCACAGUGGAGAGAAACCCUACAAAUGUGAAGAAUGUGGCAAAGCCUUUAACAAGAUUGGACAUGUCAAUCGACAUAAAAGAAUUCAUAGUGGAGAGAAACCCUACAAAUGUGAAGAAUGUGGCAAAGCCUUUACCCAGAGCACACACCUUACUCAACAUAAAAGAAUUCAUACUGGAGAGAAACCCUACAAAUGUGAAGAAUGUGGCAAAGCCUUUAUCAAGAUUGGAGACCUCAAUCGACAUAAACGAAUUCAUACAGGAGAGAAACCCUACAAAUGUGAGGAAUGUGGCAAAGCCUUUACCCAGUGCAGAAAACUUACACAACAUAAAAGAAUUCAUAGUGGAGAGAACCUCUACAAAUGUGAAGAAUGUGGCAAAGCCUUUACCCGGUACACACACCUUACUCUGGAUAAAUGA
Messenger RNA from Microcebus murinus (gray mouse lemur), 732 nucleotides. The record is from RefSeq and is a predicted model, not a curated record. NCBI's taxonomy places the organism in Eukaryota, Metazoa, Chordata, Mammalia, Primates, Cheirogaleidae.